AUGCAAGGGAUUCGGAAAGUCAACCGUCAACUCAAGGGAGAAGUCGACACUCUGAGAUCGCUAUUCGAGCGACUUAAGUCAGCAAACGAUGAGACGAAAGCCGACAUCAUGGCUCAGCUGGCCGCAAAUGAUUCACCUGACGUGAUCCUUCAAAGACUAGCAGAUGGCGAAGACUUGCCCAGCAAAGCGAAGGACAAUAGCUCCCAUCCUACAUCCGAAACUCGGCACUCUGAGCCAAGCACCGAAAGUCCUGACGGGCUCAUCAAACUUGAAAGAGACGAUGAGCCUCCGUUCCCUCCAGGGGUAGUUCAGUGGCAUAUUGACAAGAUGCAUUACCUACUUCAACGUGUGGAAAGCGUUGAUCUAAAUGCAAGCGCGGCAAAGGCGGAACAGGAUGGCAACUCUGAAUCACCGGACGAUGAGGGCGAGCAUAAGACUCCGGAGUUUCUCCAGGCCAUCAUCUUGGCUGAUGGUGCAGGAAGACAUCGUUCAACGUCUUCUUCAAACGUUGGCUUGCCACCCGGCGCGGUGGAAGGCUUUGGGAACCUACCUUUAUCGAGCGCCGUGCGAGCGAAUUACUAUCCCGCGGCAGUUCAGGCCCGGCAACUCCUCAACCUCCAAACUGAGGAGUACCGCCUACCUUCGUUCAUGGCCGCAGACGGAAGCCCCCUAUCGAACAUCUUCUACAGCUACAAAGAAGCUGCGAUGGAAAUGCUGUCUAAUGGUGUCCCAUCCCUCCAGGUUCUCGGGCCCUCCGACCGCAUCGACCUGGAGCUCUUCUUUCGUGAUCGUGAGCCGCUAGACUCUUACGAUGUUCAUUCUUGGGCUUGCGAGAUACUAAAGAAUCUUGAGGGUUAUGACAUAUUCGUCAAGCUUGCAAGCGUAGCUCUCUACACUACCUAUAUGCGAUGGAAUAUUCUACCCACAGCCACCAACUACGCUCUGAUGCCAGAGAUGAUCCGCCCAACGAAGCGCCAACGAUUCAUACCUCAUCGCAUGACGAUUGACCUGGUACCACACCCUGCUAUCCGCGACGCGCUGAUCAAUAGGUUCCGCGAUUGGCUCUCUCCAGGAACGACAGAUACCGGCGGAACCAGCGUAGGCUGGCCUUACAGUCUUGACGCUGCGGUGGAUAUUUGUCCUAUAACGGGACGUAGAAUGCUAAGCCGUGCCUUUUUUGAACACGCCACGAAUGGGAAGAACUGGAGUCUGGAUAAGUCUAUCCGCCCCAUGUAUCCUGAAAUUGAGGGCAUGGGAUUCAAGAUUAGGGAUUGA
Molecule: messenger RNA, 1275 nt
Organism: Colletotrichum orchidophilum
Lineage: Eukaryota; Fungi; Ascomycota; Sordariomycetes; Glomerellales; Glomerellaceae
Exons: 3
Coding region: 1-1275 (424 amino acids)
Source: RefSeq, a predicted model, not a curated record